Molecule: messenger RNA, 1554 nt
Organism: Cadophora gregata
Lineage: Eukaryota; Fungi; Ascomycota; Leotiomycetes; Helotiales; Ploettnerulaceae
Exons: 2
Coding region: 181-1047 (288 amino acids)
Molecular function (GO): lyase activity
Source: RefSeq, a predicted model, not a curated record
CUCAAAUAUCCACAGAAUGAUCCCAAAGGAAGCCUCGGUACCGGCUGUUUACAUCCGGGGCGGCACAAGCAAAGCGCUCUUCUUCCACGAACAUGAUCUACCUCCCCCAGGAACGAAGCGAGAUCGCUUGCUUAAACGUCUCAUGGGCUCACCUGAUCCUAUUCAAAUCGAUGGCAUGGGAUGAACUCAUGUUGUAACAUCCAAAAUCGCAAUCAUUGCUCCAUCAUCAAGGAGGACGCCGAUGUUGACUACACUUUCGUGCAAGACGGCAUCGACAACGAGCAUAUUACCUAUACCGCAAACUGCGGCAAUAUCUCGGCUGGUGUUGGAACCUUUGCUAUCGAUGAGGGCUUGGUGAAGAAGAAAGGCCUCGUGCGCUUCAUACAUGAUUUGAAAUACGAGGACUUAUCGGCUGAGAAUAUCAAAACUCUGAAGUUGUUCCUGCUGGACCACUUCGGUGUCGUAGUUGGUGCCACACAUCUUGCCAAAGAGUCAACCGUCCCUUUCUUGAAAGCAGUCACUUCUUUGAACUCGACCACAACGGGAAGUUGUACGGUUGUAGCCAAUGGACAAUCUUUCUCGCCUCCCUAUGGUCCUCUAUUGAAUGGAGCGCUGGCUCAUUCGUUGGACUUUGACGACACACACUCUGGUAGUAUGCUGCAUCCUGGAGUGAGCAUCAUUGACGCAGCUGUUGCUGAAGCCGAGCGGCAAGGCGAUGUCUCAACUUCCCAACUUUUCACCGCUCUUGCAGCAGGUUACGAAUUCACUUGUCAACUCGGUGUAGGUCUCGGAACGGGUGGACACCGACGCGGAUUUCACAACACAAGUACUGCAAGAAUAUUUGGUGCCGUCGCCGCCAUAUGCAAGCUUCGAGACCUUGAUACCAUCACGAUCGAGAAUGCUUUCGGUCUUGCAUCAUCCAAAGCAGCAGGACUUCUGCAGUACCUUGCCAAUGGAUCAUGGAACAAACGCCUAAAUCCAGGCUUGCAGCGCACGAUGCUUUCAUGUGUGUCGCAUUCGCCGAAAGUGACGUCCUUGAUGCCGUAGAGCCUAUUGAAGGCAGAUUCGGCUUGUUGAACAUACAAUCUGCAACACCUUCUCCUCUCAGCUCCUCACAGACUUUUCUUCUCUCCUACCUGGAAUUGAUGAGUACUGCGAUCAAGCCGUUCCCUGCUUGCAGAAUGACACAUGGACAGAUUCAACUCGCCGAACAGAUCUCAAUGGCCAGUGGUGGUCGCACUCCUGUCAAAAUCACGACCUUCAUGUCCAAACAAUGCUUCCUAAUUGUGGGAGAGCCAAAAACAAAAAAGAUCCGGCCACUGAAUGUUGUCGAUGCUCAAUUCGGCAGCUACUUCCAGACGGCAAUUUCCUGGCCGUAUGGCUCAUCCUUGGGGUUUGAAGCGUACGACAAAAUUGAAGAUACAGCAGUCCAUGAUUUGUUGCAGAGAAUCGAGAUCGAAAUCGAUGAUUCGUACCAUGCCCCCGAAAUUAGACUCUAGAUUCAAUGGAAUAAUUGUCGUGUACCUGGCGCACCUGAGGCACUCCCUAAGGCGC